This is a messenger RNA of Caenorhabditis sp. 36 PRJEB53466, 1216 nucleotides long. The record is from the annotation of a GenBank genome assembly. Lineage: Eukaryota; Metazoa; Nematoda; Chromadorea; Rhabditida; Rhabditidae.
AUGAGGUUAUCGGCUUUUAUUUUAUUCACAACGUUUGUGUGUGAAAUUUUCACAAGGUAAAAAGUUGAGAAUCAUGCAAUUGAAUGUCAAUAAAACAUUUUUUCAGCCCUGUCAUUGUCUUGCCACCGUUUCUGAAGCUUCACGAACAAAAUGUUAUCACAAUAGUCAAUGUGAGUUAUCAAUUUUUGAUUGAGAUGCUUUUUUCUUCAUUUUCAGGAUAAACCAGUCAAAUCAGUCGUUCAAAUUGAUCAUGGCGGUGAGAAAACAAAUAAAGAAAUUCAAGGUAAUUACUCAAAUUGACAUUUUAGUUUAUAGUUUCCUAUGAUGUUCAGGUGAAGUACAAGUAAUCUCUUUCCAUACGAGUUCUAGUCAUCCGAGUGCCCAUAUUUAUAUAAAGGUACGUUUUUUUCUACAAAAGAGCAUAAUGAAAACAGAUUUCAGGUGGAUGGUAAAGUGGAAUUAGAUGAAACCGUUCCAGUUCGACCAGAUGUGUUUAAUGUUCACAUUCACAUUGAUAAAACGGUUUAUCGCAAAUCAGAAACUGGUACGUCAACGCUAGCAUCAAAUUUUCAUUCAAUCCACAGCCCUUUUUAGUCAAUGUUCGCAUUCUUCCACUCACUCACUCUGGGAACAUUUACCGCGGCGAUCUCAGCAUUUGCUUAAUAGUAAGCACUCCCUACGUAUUGCUUGUUUACCAAUUUCGUUUAGAAUGGAAAAGGAUUCGUGGAAUCGUCAACUAUGCGCAUCAGAAAAGUCGACGAAACCAACUCGAUUAUCUCGGAACAGCUCGAAAUCCCUUCGCACACAUUUUUCGGUGAUUGGACUGUUAAAGUUCAACCAGUGGAAGCAAGCGGAAAACUGAUGGAUGACAAGCUGAUAUUUGAAAAGACCUUCCAGGUUCAAGAUUACGGUAUGUGUUGGAAAUUUUUUAUAUAGUAGCAUAUUUAUCAUUCAGAUCUUCCUAAUUAUAGACUUUCUGGGUUCUUAGUCGACAGUAGCGUACUGGAGAACACAAAAAUCACAGUUGAGGCAAAGUAAGUACCACUAGUCGCGUCUUCUUCCACUAUGAUAAGUUCAGAUACUUCCACGGUAAACCCGUGAAUGGUUCUGUCCAUGUGUAUUGUCGAGAAGUUGGAUCCACGUCUCAGGACCGCAGUCAUCUGACUCAUAUCAAGUCUGGCGAAGUAAGUUCAUGCUUUUCAUUCAUUCGACGUAG